This is a messenger RNA of Poecile atricapillus (Black-capped chickadee), 4701 nucleotides long. Its product is annotated as receptor-interacting serine/threonine-protein kinase 2-like. Lineage: Eukaryota; Metazoa; Chordata; Aves; Passeriformes; Paridae. The transcript has 16 exons. The record is from RefSeq and is a predicted model, not a curated record. Gene Ontology annotation, molecular function: ATP binding; JUN kinase kinase kinase activity. The coding region runs from base 817 to 2517 and encodes 566 amino acids. Gene Ontology annotation, biological process: regulation of apoptotic process; protein phosphorylation.
AUAUUCAGGGCUGCCAGCAAUAACUGCAGAUCAGAGCUAUUCUGCCAUGUCACAGGAAACUUAUGACCUUGUCUCUGCUGUUGCAGUUCUCUGUGCCUGAAUGUGUGCCUGAGCUGCCACACUGGGUAACCAGAGCUCACUGCACCUGCAUGGCCUCUUGGGACAUGACCAGGUCCAUCCAAAGGACCCAAAAGGUCCAUCCAGCCUCAUAUCCCACCCUCAGCAGCAGCCAUUAGCAGACACCCACAGGAAAAAACAGGAUGAGUUUGCCUCGGGAGUGGCUGUUACUCACACACAUCUGAAAGAGACAAAGUACAGGCACCACCAGUGAGUGUGAUGAGCCCUUCCCUCACCUGGAAUGGACACAGUGGAUAUAAAGCAGAACAAGGUUCUUUAGUCUAUGCAGGGUAAAAUAUUGUGUGGAAUUCUCAUCAAAACAAGCAUCCUGAAAAAAAUGUUCAAAUGCCUGAUGCUAUUGAAUUAACAUCAGAUCCGACACCACAGCUUAAGACUCUUCUACCUCAAUUCAGAAUGGUGCUAAAGUGUUGCAGCAUCUGGCUUGAAGCUCUGAAGUUGAGACACCUGCCCAUGCCACUGCUGGUCAUCUGCCACUAUGGAGAAGAAUUUGUCUCUAUCUUCAUAACUGACUUUCAAAUAGCUGUAGGAUUCAAAGCGAUCUCUCCUCAGCCUGCUGCAUCUGCCAGAGCAAGACUGGCCCUCUCAGCCUCUCGUUGUAAGAUAUUUGCAGGCAGCCAAUAAAAGGAGAGAUCAACAACCAAGCUGACUCACCGGCAGGAAAUCUCGAGCUGUGUUUGAAUGCGGUUCAGAGUGAUUCUCGCUUGGUAUCAGCAGUUUCACUCCAUUCAUUCCAUCCGUUCCAUCCUUUUAUGUUUGUAUUUCCAGAGCCAUCAAGAAAUGGCCAGUCCAUUACCUAUGGUAACCCAGGAAGAUUUGGAAAGCUUUUCUUUGACCAGAACAGGCUCAGGCUUUGCACUCAAAGCCUUUCAUCUUUCCUGGAAUACUUCCAUCUCUGUGAAGCUGCUGACCAGCCAGGACACUACAGACAGGGAGUGGAAGUUGCUACUGCAGGACAUAGCAAGUGUCAGACACUAUGAGUCUGAACAUCUCCUGCCUUUCCUUGGGAUUUACCAGUACCACGGACUUGUGGGGAUAGUGACUGAAUGGAUGAACAAUGGAUCCCUCCACUCCCUCAUCCAUGAGCAUCAACUAUACCCAGAACUUCCCUUUCCCUUACUCAUAAGGAUCCUGUUGGAUGUGGCUGAAGGGCUGCACCAUCUUCACAGCCUUGGACCUGCUCUCUGCCACUGCAGCCUGAAACCUUCCAAUGUGCUUUUGGAUGUGCAGUACAGAGCCAAGAUAUCAGAUUAUGGCCUAACCAACUGGAGGAAACAGCAACUGAAGUCAGACCUGCAGAACUGCCAUCACAGAAACUGCCAGGAUUUAGUGUAUCUUCCUCCUGAAAUACUUGAAGGAGGCCACCCUUCCCAGGAAGGUGAUAUUUACAGUUUUGGAAUCCUGUGUUGGGAGAGUCUCAGCAGACAGAAACCUUUUGAAGGUCAAACAACCCUGCUUGAUGUUUUGAGAGGAAUCUGUCACAGUUUGCGGCCAGGCAUAUCAGAAAAUUACAUACCAAGUAAUUUGCCUGAGAGGAAUAGAUUGUUGCACCUCAUUGUUCUAUGCUGGCAUCAAGAACCAGAUUAUAGACCACACACUGCAGAAUGUGUACACCUUCUAAAUGGAGUUUUGACUACUAUAAAUAAGGAGUUAAUUUCUGCAGCAAUCUACAAUUUGAUGGAUGCAAAGGAGAGAGCGCUUAAUGCAUGCAAAGGCUCAGAGACCUACACACUGCAGAGAGGCACGUGCAAUUCAGAGAUCAUCUGUCCACAAAAAGACAACCACUUAAUCAGGAAGAAAAUUCCUCUUGUAGUACCAAGCUUGUCAACUGUUCUACUUGAUAGCACUGCAAAUACAGCAGGAAGAGAUAAUAUUGAGAUGGGUGUGUCAAAUACUACCUCACAGAAUGCAACAGCAACAAAAGAUCACCCAGGCUCUGAGAGAAGAAAAUCAAGCUCCUUUUGCACAGCUCCUUCAUCUGGUUCAACUGCAGGCAAAGAGAGCAGCCAGCAUAACACCCCACCACUGGCUCUUAAGCACAGACCACAACCAAUGUGCCUUGGACAAGCAGUGCCAGGUCCUUGCAGCAAAGGAAACUGCUGUCAAAUCCUUGCCUGCCAGAGACAGACCAUACUGAACUGCAUGACAGAAGGACGCCUCAACCACAUCCUUGAUGUGCUUCGCUCCCAGCAAACCCUGUCCCGAAUGGACUAUGAAACCAUCACCUCGUACCCCACAGUGACCGGCCGUGCUCGGGCACUGCUGGACACUUGCCUUUGCCUGGGGGAGAGGGCAGCACAGGCUGUAGUGACUGCACUUUCAGUGAACAAAUGUAGUCCUCUGGGACAAGUCAUUCAUUGCCCAGACUGUCCUUUAAGGUAAACAGGCUGUUGUUGUGACUGACUUUUUCACAGUCUGUUGUAUGGAUCUGAGCUCUAGUAAUUUGUGAUGGCAAAGAUUCAUGUCAGUGUCUCACAAGCCAUUGACUAAAGGCAUUUGCCUUCCUACAGCCCAUUAUUUGAGUACUGUAGUGGAAAAAGCUAACUGGAUUAAAAGGUCAAGUCAACUGCUGCCAACAGAAAUUGCCAAGACUGGUAUAAUAAAUUCUAAUUUGGACCUCAGAGAUGGGAGAAGUGCAAUAUGUGCCACAGCAAACAGAGUUCAAGUGAGAUGACACCCUAUUUCAUUAAUUUUAUUUUUUUUUAGAAGGAAGGAAAAUGAAUCAUGACUUCUUGGAGGUCACAGUAUGAAAGAAUGGCUGUUUAUAAAUACUUCCAAGUAAGGAUGAGGAAAAGAAAAAUUACUGCCUUUCACUGUGCUCAUAUCUGAGCCAGAUGUUAGAGUGAAAGGCUUCUGAGAAUCAAGAUAUAUUUCUUCAGUAGGGCCUUAAGUAAGACUUGGAAGUUUUAUGUUAUGCAUAUAAAUUACUUCAUUUUCAUCAUAAAUGGUCAUGUAAUAUAGCAGUACUUAGAUCAAUACUUCGAAGAUGUGGGAUUUGGAGUGCACAUUAAAUGGAAAAAUGUUAGUACUUUACAUCCAUGUAUCUCUCUAAAUAUGUCUGCAGUUCAAAUGUAAAAUUAAACCAGACAGAAGAGGUUCCAAGCUGAUAAUUUUGAAAUAGCAAUUCUGCUGAACUGUUGUCAUGGUUGUACUCUAAUGGGAGACAGCCUGGGAGUAGUGGGAGGUUUUCUUGCUCUGGCCUGGACUCAGCCAUGGUCACAGAUGCUUUGGAGUGUCCUGCUGCUGCUUGAACUCAUCUUUAGGUCAGGGACCCUUUGACUUGAGUUCACAUGGAGUUCCAGUCUGUUCAGUACAGCAGCACAGAAACAUUGCUGUUAUCAGAAUGUUCCCAGGCACAGUCAAAUAAGAUAAGUAGUACAGCAAGCAGUGAAAGCAACAAACCAGCCACCAACAAGCACCAGACACCUGUGUACAGAAGCCUAACAAUCCCCAUGGUAAGCACAGGAAUCUGUCAACAGAUAAACAGCAACAGCAGCUAUAAAUGUGAUCCUGCACUUUCCAGCCAAAUCUGUUCUUACCUUGAACCCUUCAAGCCUCACACUGGAUGCUGAAAAGAACAUUUGUGGUUCAACCCCAAUGGAAAACUACGCUCUACUACAGUAAAGUGAGAAAACUUGUUGGUUGAGAUCCAGACAAUUUAACAGGUAAAACAAAAGCUGCACACAAGCAAAGGAAAACAUGGAAUUCAUUUAGCCCUUGCCAUGGGCAGGCAGGUGUUCAGCCGUCUCCAGGAAAACAGGGCUCCAUCCCACGUCAUGGUUAUUUAAGAAGACAAAUGUCAUCACUCCAAAUGUCCCCUCCUUCCUCCUUCUUCCCUAGCUGAGCUUGAUGCCACAUGGUCUGGAGUAUCCCUUUGGCCAGCUGUGAUCAGCUGUCCCAGCUUGUCCUCCCCCUGCUCCCUGUGCACCCCCAGCCUCCUCCCUGGUGGGGUGAGGGGCAGAAAGGCCUUGGCUCUGUGUGAGCUCUGCACAGCAAUAACAAAACAUCCCUGAAUUGUCAAUUUUGACAACUGCUGUUUUCAGUACAAAUUCAAAAUACAGCCCCAUACUGGCUCCUAUGGAGAAAAUAAACUCUAUUCCAGCCAAAACCAGCAUUAUUUGAAAGGGAAAUAAUAAGAUUAUUUUCUUUAUAAUGAAAAUAAUGAUAUAAGGUGCUGGAUUUUUUUAGAGGCCCAGUGGGGUUUCUUCAUGCUUCAUGGCACCAGAUUAACAUGAGGACUUGUUACACCAUCUACAGGUAUUUCAAUUGCAAAACCAUGUUAUUUGUUUCCCCACGUUGCUUUUGUUCUCUCUGCAGUUUCAAAGUUCUCAUUGAAUUCAGUCAUUUGACUGAUUGCAAAUGUAGUAAUGAUGUGUUGUCUAGGCACACUUAAGAAAUAAGAAAUGUGUUACAUCAGAAUUUCCAGCUAUGAUUCUGCUGGAACCAUAAACAUUUUUUUUUAAUGUAACUUCAUUGAACUUUGAGACUGCCUUGGAUUAAAAACUUGUUAUAAUUAAAAACAAUGUCUAUCAGAAUAUGUUGACAAUAGUUUUGCUUAUUAAAGGA